This is a messenger RNA of Hansenula anomala, 618 nucleotides long. RefSeq names its product Nop16p (gene NOP16). Gene Ontology annotation, biological process: ribosomal large subunit biogenesis. Lineage: Eukaryota; Fungi; Ascomycota; Saccharomycetes; Phaffomycetales; Wickerhamomycetaceae. The record is from RefSeq and is a predicted model, not a curated record. The transcript has a single exon. Bases 1 to 618 code for a protein of 205 amino acids. Gene Ontology annotation, cellular component: nucleolus.
AUGGGUUCAGUCAGACAAAGACAAAAGAGUAAAUCAGGUGCAAAGAGAACCACACGUCGUACCAAAGAUAGACAAAGAGAUGUUAACAUCGCUUCAAAUCCAAUCAUUGCAGCAAAUUGGGAUCAUUCUUUAACUUUAGCACAAAAUUAUAAAAAGUUGGGAUUAAAAGUUAAGUUAGGAACUCCAGCAGGAGGUGUUGAACCUAUAUUAGAUCCAAAGAGACAGAGAAAACAUAAAACCCAAGAGGAAAAUGUUGAACCAAUAGGUGAAACUGAAGAUGAAAUACCUGAAGGUGAAGCUAGAAUUAUUAGAGAUGAAAAUGGUGAAGUUUUAAAAGUUAUAUAUGGUAGAAAGAAGGUUGAUCCGAAUGCAUCAGAACAAGAAAAACCAAAAACUGAAGUUAUUAAACAAUUAGAACAAUUUGCCAAUACUAGAGUUGCUAAAACUGAUAGAGUACAAAGUGAUAGAGAAGAAGUUUGGUUAGAAGCAUUAUAUAAGAAACAUGGUGAUGAUUACGGUAAAAUGAUGUGGGAUAAGAAAUUAAAUAUACAUCAACAAAGUAGUGGUGAUAUAAGAAGAAGAAUCUUGAAAUGGAAAAAGAAAAAUGGUAUUAAUUAA